Molecule: messenger RNA, 1113 nt
Organism: Danaus plexippus (monarch butterfly)
Lineage: Eukaryota; Metazoa; Arthropoda; Insecta; Lepidoptera; Nymphalidae
Gene: Prosalpha5
Product: proteasome subunit alpha type-5
Exons: 5
Coding region: 161-892 (243 amino acids)
Biological process (GO): proteasome-mediated ubiquitin-dependent protein catabolic process
Cellular component (GO): proteasome core complex; proteasome core complex, alpha-subunit complex; nucleus
Source: RefSeq, a predicted model, not a curated record
AAUAAUAUGCUCUGGUUACAACAGAUUUGUACUGUCAUUGUGUCGUCUCGUCAAAAUUUUGAUUACUCACGAAGCAAGUUUUUAAUUUCGAAUUUGUAACACAAAUAACUUAGUUUCAUAUAUAUUUUCUUCUCCAAUAAGAAGAUAUUUCUAUAUCAAGAUGUUCCUAACCCGUUCUGAAUAUGACCGUGGAGUCAAUACCUUCAGCCCCGAGGGAAGAUUGUUCCAAGUAGAAUACGCGAUAGAAGCCAUUAAGCUUGGAUCGACCGCGAUCGGCAUCGGUACUUCUGAAGGAGUCGUAUUAGCAGUAGAGAAGAGAAUUACAUCUCCUUUGAUGGAACCAACAACUAUUGAGAAAAUAGUGGAAGUAGAUCGUCAUGUUGCGUGUGCUGUAUCAGGGUUGAUGGCGGAUUCUAGAACAUUGAUAGAGAGGGCUCGUGUUGAAUGUCAGAAUCAUUGGUUUGUGUACAACGAGCGUAUGAGUGUGGAGUCAUGUGCGCAGGCCGUGUCCAACCUUGCUAUCCAGUUUGGUGACUCUGACGACGACAGUCGCACAGCCAUGUCUAGGCCUUUUGGUGUGGCCGUCAUGUUUGCAGGUAUUGAUGAGAAGGGGCCUCAACUAUUCCACAUGGACCCGAGCGGUACAUUUGUGCAAUAUGAUGCUAAGGCUAUCGGCUCCGGCAGUGAAGGCGCUCAGCAGAGCUUGAAGGAAGUGUACCACAAGUCGAUGACAUUGAAAGAAGCUAUCAAGUCGGCUCUAACCAUUCUGAAGCAAGUUAUGGAGGAGAAAUUAUCUGAGAAUAAUGUUGAAGUCGUUACAAUGACACCUGAUUCAUUAUUCCAUAUGUUCACUAGAGAGCAGCUGGCCGAGGUCAUUAAAGAUAUUCCUUAACUCACCUCCAUAAGCCUGUAGUUUUCAUUAAUGUAUAUGGAAUCACUGUCAUCGUGGUUUGUUAUGUAAAAGUAAUAUCUUGAGUAAUUUGUGUAUUUUUUUUUUAUCUUAUAAAAUCUGUAUUGUAAGGCCGGUGGAUUAACAAAGUAUUCAGAAUAUUACUUUUAGCGGUACAGCUGAAUAUUAAGUAAGUAUAAGGUUCAAUAAAAACAUCUUUUAUA